UUAUUUGACGUUUAGUUUAUUAAGUCGGUUUGGAGUACUAAAAAUGGAAGAAUUUAGUAGUGAUGAGUUGAAUCCUCCCAGUUGGAUGAAUGAUCAAUUUUUUAAAGAAGUUUUAAGGAAAUGUGAACGCACAGAUAAAAUAUCGAUAGAAAAUAUUGAAAUAUCACCAGCUACAGCUAAAGGUGAUCAUUUUGCAAGUAUUAUGUUUCGUGCUGUGGUGAUAUUCAAUUCAAUUCAAUCAAAAACACAAUCUAAAUCUAUGAUUAUUAAAAUAAUGCCACAAGAAGAAGGAUGCAAGCAAGAUUUUCUUAAAGAAAGUUUUGCUUUUGAAACCGAAAUUGGAAUGUAUUCAAAAACUAUACCCAAAUUGGAGGAAGAAUUAAGAAAAGUUGGUGACAAUACAGUUUUGGCAGCCAAAGCCCUAUAUUGGUCAUUAGAGCCUCAAAAAAUUCUUAUUUUAGAAGAUAUUUGUCUAAAAGGCUAUAAAGUGUUAAAAGAUAGAAUGGCUACAAUGGAAGAAUCGAAAAUUGCUUUUCUUAAAUUAGCUAAGUGGCAUGCUGUGAGUUAUAAACUUAGUUAUGAGGGUGAUAAAAAUGUGACAUCCUACAGUGAAAACAUUUUCAGUAAAAAAGACGCUGAUACAACUCCAUUUAUGCUAACAGGAAUUGAGUAUCUUAGAGAAAAACUUGAAACAAUUGAUGAAUUCAAGAAAUUUAUACCAGAUCUUAAAAACGUUCAAAAGGAUAAUUUGAAAAAAUCCAUUGCUUCUGCCAAAUCGUACAGAAAUGAAUCACCAAAAGGAAUAUUCGUUCUAAAUCAUGGAGAUUUCCAUGUGAAAAAUAUUAUGACAAAACGAAAUGAAAAUGGAGAACUUGAAGAUGUUAUGCUUCUUGAUUUUCAAAUGUCUUCAUAUGCACCAGCAAUAUUGGAUUUUAUGUAUGGAAUUUAUAUGCUUUGUAAUCCAUCUAUAUGCAUAAAUAACUUUGACGAAGUUAUGUAUUUUUAUUGUUCGAAUUUUAUUGAUACUCUUAAACAAUUGAAAUUUGAAGGUGAAAUUCCAAAAAUUUCCGAUUUUUAUAUUGAAUUGUAUCGUCAUCGUCAUUUUGCACUAUUUUUAAUAUCUUCCUUUAUGCCAUUGUGGUAUUCAAUUUUGGAAAAACAUGUAGAAAAUAUGGAUGUGCUUCUUGCUUCAGAUGAAGAAAGAAAAAAAAUGUAUGGAAAUUCAAAUUAUUUGAGGGAUCUCAAACCAAUCUUGCAAAGCAUGUUUUACAGAGGAUAUUUAGAAUAAGUUCAAUAGUUAAUGCAAGAGAUGAAUAUAUGAAACAAUUUAGAAUAAAACAUGAACUGCGUACUUUUUAUUUACGAUGAAAUCAUAAGAAUCUUUAAAAACAGAAAAGGAAAAGAAGCAAGCUUUCAAUCAGAUUCCGGAUUAUGAUUAAUCCAUGACCUUAAGUUGUAAUUGUAUGAUAUUUAGGGAUGUUUCCAUUAAUAAAGUGCUAAUAACAAAAGCUUAAAAAAAAGGAAAUACCAUAUUUCCAUUAUCCGUAUUUUUAGAGAAAAACUAAAAACUAAAAUUUUAUAAAAAUCGUUAGAGCUGUUUUCGAGAAAAUUGCAAUAACUCGAAAAAAUAAAAAAACAACCUUGGAAAUUGCGAUUAAAACAUCUAUACCGAAUUUCAAGAAAAUCCGUUCACCCGUUUAGGCUGUAGCUACUUGUACAGAUGGACGCACCGAUCCUGUUUUUGAAAUAAAAAAAAAUAGUAUAUUUUAAAGCCUUAUUAU
This is a messenger RNA of Episyrphus balteatus (marmalade hoverfly), 1781 nucleotides long. RefSeq lists its product as uncharacterized. Bases 44 to 1288 code for a protein of 414 amino acids. The transcript is spliced from 6 exons. The record is from RefSeq and is a predicted model, not a curated record. Lineage: Eukaryota; Metazoa; Arthropoda; Insecta; Diptera; Syrphidae.